Molecule: messenger RNA, 1229 nt
Organism: Magallana angulata
Lineage: Eukaryota; Metazoa; Mollusca; Bivalvia; Ostreida; Ostreidae
Product: fumarylacetoacetate hydrolase domain-containing protein 2-like
Exons: 7
Coding region: 94-960 (288 amino acids)
Molecular function (GO): hydro-lyase activity
Source: RefSeq, a predicted model, not a curated record
UAAUUGUCCGAAGUAGAGCAUAUAUUCAAGAUAAGAGUUAUCAUGUGACCGUGUCAGUUAUUCAUAACCUCUGACACUUUAUAGACCUAGAUAAUGCGCUUCGUACAGUUUGAGAGGGGCGGGGACCGACGCGUGGGGGUGGAGAUUCGGGAUGGAGGGGACAUCGUGGACUUGUGUGCUGGAGAUUCCAGUAUACCAUCAGACAUGCGGAGCUUUAUUGAGGGUGGCCAAAAGACAUUGCUUGCGGCAAAAAGUGUGAUAGACAGGGGUGGAUCAAUUAUUCCGAGGGACUCCGUCAAAAUAGUGGCCCCCAUCUACAAUCCCGACAAGGUGCUAUGUGUGGGGAUGAACUACAAAGACCACUGUGAGGAGCAGAAUGCCCCUGUACCCAUAGAACCAGUCAUCUUCAACAAAUUCCCAAGCAGCAUUAUAGGCCCCACAGAGGACCUUCAAUACCCAGAGGAAACACAGAAAUUGGACUGGGAAGUUGAGCUCACAAUUGUUAUUGGAAAAGAUGCCAAACGAGUUCAGGAGAGUGACGCAAUGAAUUACGUCUUUGGCUACACUGUGGCUCAUGACGUCAGCGCCCGGGACUGGCAGCUCGAGCCCGGGAAAAAUGGCGGACAGUGGCUGAUCGGGAAAGCCAUGGACGGCUUCUGCCCCUUGGGCCCCGCCAUUGUAAUGAAAGAAGACAUCAAUGAUCCACACAAUCUUGGAUUGCGAUGUAGAGUGAAUGGGGUAACCAAACAGGACAGUAACACCAAUCAACUCGUCCACAAGACCGCCGCCAUGGUAUCAUUUAUUUCCAGGUUUAUGACCUUACGGCCAGGGGACGUUAUUCUGACAGGUACCCCACCCGGAGUUGGGGUCUUUAGAAAACCACCAGAAUACCUAAAGAGAGGUGACGUUGUAGAGUGUGAAAUUGAUGGCAUUGGAAAAGUGGUCAACAAGAUAGUGUAGAAAAAGGAACUUUACAGCUGCAAAGCAUUUUCCUUGGCAGCAUAAUAUUUACAUUAUAGAUGUAGUAUAUAGGAACACAACGUGAUCUGUAUGGGGUAAAAUUGGCGAAUGAAGUUUUUAUUUUUUGUAAUAUUUUCACUUACCAAAGUGAAUUGAUUAUGCGAGUUAGAAUGACAUUCAAAUUAACAAUAAAUCCAUAUUCAAGAAAACCAUUUUUACUUGUUUUCAAACAAUUAUGUACCUACCUACAAUGAAUAAUAGUAUAAAAA